Venustampulla echinocandica is the source of this 285-nucleotide messenger RNA. RefSeq lists its product as uncharacterized. The record is from RefSeq and is a predicted model, not a curated record. Lineage: Eukaryota; Fungi; Ascomycota; Leotiomycetes; Helotiales; Pleuroascaceae. The transcript has a single exon. The coding region runs from base 1 to 285 and encodes 94 amino acids.
AUGCCAGAACAAUCUAAACCUGAUCUCAUUAACGAGCGCAAAGCCGGCCUCGAUCUCCCCGAUACCCCUCCAGUAGCAUCCGACUGGAACUCUCUAGAUGCUCGCAACGUCAAUGUCGGUGCUGGUCGUCAACGGCGAGCGGAGAUGCCAAAAGAGGCCAUGUCAGGCAACGAUCCCCAUUCUACAGCGGGCUUGCGGGAACCGGCUUCCGAGGGUAGUGGUGUAAGAGAUGCCGCUGGUAUCAACAUGAGUGGCCUUGGACGGCAAGGAGAGGAGCAUUUAUAG